This is a messenger RNA of Kockovaella imperatae, 2267 nucleotides long. RefSeq lists its product as hypothetical. Gene Ontology annotation, molecular function: actin filament binding; dUTP diphosphatase activity; magnesium ion binding. Gene Ontology annotation, biological process: dUTP catabolic process; dUMP biosynthetic process; actin filament organization. NCBI's taxonomy places the organism in Eukaryota, Fungi, Basidiomycota, Tremellomycetes, Tremellales, Cuniculitremaceae. The record is from RefSeq and is a predicted model, not a curated record. The transcript is spliced from 10 exons. Bases 114 to 2132 code for a protein of 672 amino acids.
UGCUGAUUCUAACUAUACUAUCAACCCACGAGUUGCUCGUCGCAGUGAGAGAGCCGGAUUUGAAGAGGAUCUCUGCUGCUCAUUAAGCUACACUCAAGAGCCCCAAGACCACCAUGUCCAGAUUCAUCCGAGCGUCCAAAUACCGACACGUCUAUGGCGAGAAAGCCAAGGAAAGAUACGACAAUGUCAAGAUUACAGGAUCAGCAUGGGACACUGACUUGGUCUCUGCAAGUGCGACCCAUUUAGCCAUCAACUGGCAAGCUGCCGGAGGAGGUGCAUUCGUGAUCCUCCCUACGUUCUCAGCCUUCUCCUCGCCAGCGCCUGCCGGAUUUCCAACCAAGCUACCCGAUAUCUUGCCCUUAGCGCGAGGACAUACCGCUCCGGUUCUGGACACUGCUUGGUCCCCUUUUGAUGAUGAUCUCGUCGUAUCUGCGGGAGAUGAUGGAAAGAUCUUCAUUUGGAAGGUCGAGAACGGUUUGUUCGAUGGCUGGGGCGAGGAAGGUUGGGAACCUCAGGACCUGGAGCCAAAAGCCAAACUUGAUGUUGCUGGAAGGAAAGUAGGGCAGGUCCUUUUCCAUCCUACUGCCUCCAACGUCUUGACCUCAGCAUCUGGAGAUCACAUCGUCAGACUGUGGGACAUCGAGAAAGGCUCAGACUCCGCGACCAUUCAGCUCGAACCUCACAAGGACAGUAUCCAAGGACUCUGCUGGAAUCCUACGGGUACAUUGCUAGCUACUACCUGUCGAGACCGCAAACUUCGUCUUUUUGACCCAAGAUCUGGGGGAGACCCUGUCCGAAUCACAGAUGGACAUUCUGGCGUGAAGGGUUCCCGAGUGGUAUGGUUGGGCGACAGGGAUCGAAUUGCGACGACUGGAUUCAGUCGAAUGUCCGACCGGGAAGUCUCCGUCUGGGAUACUGGUUCUCUGAACAACCUCAAGACUGAUUCUAUCGACACUUCAUCUGGAGUCUUGAUGCCGUUCUUCCUCGAAGGUAACGACAUUCUUUUCCUCGCGGGUAAAGGUGAUGGAAAUAUCCGAUACUACGAAUACGAAAAUGACACCCUCCACUACCUGAACGAAUACAAAUCUUCCGACCCUCAGCGCGGUAUGACGUUCUUGCCUCGUCGAGCUCUCGACGUAGGUCAACACGAGAUUGGAAGAGCUUUCAAGCUCGCGGGUGGUGGCGUGGAGCCCCUCUCGUUCAUCGUCCCUAGGAAAGCAGAAAACUUCCAGUCGGAUAUCUUCCCGCCAGCUACUUCUUCCGAAGCCGCACUUUCUGGGUCCGACUGGUUCGGAGGCAAAGACGCCAGACCCAAAGUUGUGGAUCUUCAGACUAAAGCUGUAUCGACGAAUUCGACACCUAUCGCUUCGACACCCAAAAAAGCAGCACCAACAAAGACACAGUCUGAGCCGAUCCCCAAAACGCCGACCCCUGCCCGAGAACCUUCACCUUCUCCGGUUAACAAGACGGAAACAGCGGCUGCUGGAGUCGCAGCUGCUGGGACCGCGGGACUGACCGCUGCAGCUACAGUGGCUGAAGCUGAGAAACCUAAAGACCAACCUGUAGAGGCUGCCAAAGAUUUGGAAAUCGAACAGCCUGACAGUGAAGACGAAGCUCCUGCGAAGUCUCCCGUGGAACAGAAACCUGCCGCUUCUACUUCUGCUCCUUCAUCCGGUGCCAAGGUCACAGCGCCAACCGAUACGCUCCUCGUCAAACGAUUAUCUGACAAGGCGACUGUCCCCACUCGUGGAUCCCCUCUUUCGGCCGGCUACGACCUGUACUCCGCCGAGGAUAUUCAAGUGCCCGGUCGAGGCAAAGCUUUGGUAGACCUGCAGAUCUCUAUUGCUUGUCCAGAGGGAACUUAUGGUCGUGUCGCGCCUCGUAGUGGUCUCGCCUCAAAACACUCUAUCGAUACGGGUGCAGGAGUCAUUGACGCUGACUAUCGCGGACCCGUCAAGGUUCUAUUGUAUAACCACUCAGAUACGGAUUUCGAAAUUAAAACUGGAGAUCGCAUCGCUCAAUUGAUUCUUGAACGCGUCGCUAUGGUUUCAUUGCAAGAAGUAGACGAUCUCGAAGCUACGAGUCGAGGAGCUGGAGGCUUUGGAUCUACAGGAGGCUUUGGAGCCAAGUGACAGAGGGCAGAAGGGGGACUCGACAAAAUUACAAUGAAUGCAUGAAUGAUUUCAGGAGGCUUCUUCCGUUUGUGAACCGUUCCACGGAAUUAUUACCAUUUAUUAACAUUUUUUGUUGUUGUCAAUGAUCCGGAU